UAUGUUCUCAUCGUGAUGAAUCAUCAUUGAUUGAUUGUUGUUCAGUUUGAUUAUUAACCAUUAUCCCAGUUGAUUUAUCAUCAAUUAGGUUAAUUCCUUUUAUUGGUGAACCUUUUCUUUCAUUUGAACCUUUUCUUUACUUUAUUCUGUUAUCCUAACAAUUGUUAUCUCAUUUAGUAUGAUCAUCGAUUGGUCAAUCCCUUUACCAACUCGUGCAAAAUAUACACAACUAUUUAAUAAAACUGACACAGGACGAACUGGUUUUAUCUCCGGUGCUCAAGCGAGAGAUAUUUUACUUCAAUCUGGUCUAUCUCAGCAGUUAUUAGCUAAUAUUUGGGGUUUAGCUGAUGUAGAUGUUGAUGGACGUCUUACUCUUGAAGAAUUUAUCCUUGCAAAUCAUCUAAUAGAAUGUGUUCAGCGGGGUGAACAGUUGCCUAUUACAUUACCUCCUGAUCUUGUUCCCCCAAGUCAAAGGAAACCCAGUGCUGUUACUACUCCAGUGCUUACCGAAUGGGCCAUUCCACAACCUUCAAAAUUGAAGUAUACCCAAUUAUUUAACUAUCAUGAUCGUACUAGAACAGGCUACCUUACGGGAGCCCAAGCUAGAAAUAUCCUUCUUCAAUCAGGUCUUCCGCAAGCAAUGUUAGCUAAUAUUUGGGCCUUAGCGGAUGUUGAUGUUGAUGGUAGAUUAACAUGUGAUGAAUUUGUCCUGGCGACGCAUCUUAUUGAUAUGGUUAAAGCCGGUACCCCAUUGCCUAAUGUACUACCUCCAGAGUUGAUCCCACCCAGUUUACGAAGGCGAUCAUCUAGUGGGUCACAAUCAACACUUGCUGCUGUUGGACCUGCUACGUCGGUUGAUUUAAUUGGAGCUCUCGACGAGGAGAGUUCUGCUCCCAAUAGUCGAAAGGGUAGCAUUACUACUUUUGAAGAUAAAAGAAGAGAGAAUUUUGAAAAAGGGCAAGCCGAGUUAGACAGACGUCGUCAAAUGUUAUUGGAACAGCAAAGGAGACAACAAGAGGAGAGAGAACGUAAAGAGAGAGAAGAGUUUGAGAAAAGGGAAAAAAUUCGUUUGGAACAAGAGAAACGGAAACAGUUAGAGAUGGAAAGACAACUGCAAAAACAAAGAGAAGUGGAAGCUGCAAAGGAGGAAGAGCGUCGUAAACAAUUGGAACUAAGAGAAGCGGCAAGAAGAGAAAUGGAACGUCAGAGAAUGAUUGAAUGGGAGAAUCAACGAAAACAAGAGAUGCUUAAUCAAGAACAAGAAACUGCUGCCCAAUUAAAGAAUAAGAAGAAGAGUUUGAUGAUAGAUUAUGAACAAGUUUGUAAUCAAUUUAACCAACUGCAAGAGCAAGUUAAUGAUACAAGGAAAAAAGUGACCGAUUCAAAAUCUGACAUUGACAAAAUGAGGACUGAACGAGAUGUCAAAUUGAAAGAGAUUAAUUUCCUUAAAGCACAAAUGAAAACCUUACAAGAUCGUCAACUUUUGAUUGAACAAGAUAAAAUUACUCUUUCUGCUCAGUUGAAAGAUUUAACCAUGAACAAUGUCACAGGUAUCACUGACUCUGCUCAGUUUGCCCUACAAAAUAAGAAGAUCAAGAUUUGUCAACUUAAAACACAGAUUGAAGAAUGUGAGAAGGAGAGAGAAGCCAAAAUCCAGGACAUGCAGCAUAAAAGUGCUGAAUUUAAGGAAUUGAAGGAAAAAUUUGAAGCGUUAUUAAGCAAAGUGAAAAUUUUACAAGAAGGUUAUGAUCGCAAACUGGAGACGGCGAAAGAAAUUGUUGCGAAAGGUGUUCCAGAAAGAAAAGUUUUGGAAAAUGCUUGGAAUGACCAAGGAGACGCUUGGAAUAGCGUCAGUGAUAGUGCUUGGCCAACCACCGAUACCAAUUCUAAUUUCGAUGCUUUCCCGACCGACUUUUCUGCAAGUUUCCCUGCAACAACAACAUCCACUACAAACUCAGACAGUGGUACAAAAUAUCGUGUAGUUUUUGCUUUCGAAGCUCGAUCUCAAGAUGAGUUGACAAUUCAAGAUGGUGACAUAAUCAUUGUUAGACCAGAUCCAAGUGCGGCACCAGGUUGGCUUCAAGGUGAAUUAAAUGGCAAAAUUGGUUGGUUUCCUGAAGCUUAUGUUGAACCUCUCGAAUCUGGUUUUGUAUCCACGUCUAAUGAUUUCCCAACCUCUCAACUGGCAACUGAUAAUGGAUUCGGAAAUCAAUCUAAUUUAUUUGAUACUACAAAACCGACAGAUUUAACCACAGGCUUUGCUGAUCUGACUCCACAAAUUACCACAACCACAACUACAACCACAACCGCAACCACAUCAGAACCUUACAUUGACAUUAGUGCACGAAGUUUCCCCGUAAAUGCCGUUGUGUUGUAUCAAUGGUCUGCAACAGAACCUAAUCACUUGACAAUCAACAAAGGAGAUAUAAUCAGUGUUAAACAGCAUAAAGAUGAUUGGUUAUUAGGAGAAAUUGUUGACAGAAGGGGUUGGCUUCCUAAAUCAUUUGUUAAACCAAUUACAGGAAAUGUUGCAUCGGAAACCGAUUUAGAGCCUAUUUAUCAUGUAGCAAUGUAUCCGUUCCAGUCACAAGAACCUGGUGAUCUUGCAUUCGAAGGUGGUGAGAUAAUCAAAGUAGUUAAAAAAGAAGGAGAUUGGUGGACAGGAGAAAUUAUUCCUAAUCGAAUUGGAAUAUUUCCUUCUAAUUAUGUCCGAGAAGCUACGGUUGAAGAAUUGCCUUUACCAUCAGGAUUUGCUCCUCAACUCGCCCCACCGAUGACAAAGAACAUGAGUUUAGAGAGGAAGGAUUCAGAUGCUCCUUCACGGUUUGAUCUUGGGGCUAGUCCAGCUCGUUCAGUGGACAGUCCCAGACUAAAGAAGGGUAAACUGAAAAAGCCGGAAAUCGUUCGUGUCAUAGCUCCUUAUAAAGCUACUGGUCCGGAGCAAUUAAGUUUAGAAAAGGAUCAAUUGAUUCAAGUUCGUAAAAAGAACACUUCUGGUUGGUGGGAAGGAGAAACUCAGGUUAAAGGUCAAAAACGUCAAGUUGGCUGGUUCCCUGCAUCGUAUGUCAAAUCAUUAUCUGGUUCUGGUGCAGGUUCUGGAGGAAGUUCAGCUCGUUCAACACCGGAUCCUAAUAGAGCUGAAAAUGAAGCAAUUGAGAAAGUCAUAUCUUUGUACCCGUUCGCGGCUCAACAAGAUGAUGAACUUAGUUUUCAAGCUAACGAAGUGAUUAAAGUACUUUCUAAAGACGAUCCUACUUGGUGGAAAGGGCAAUUAGAAUCAACCAAUACAAUCGGAGUUUUCCCAUCCAAUUAUGUUCAAAGCUUGGCUGAUGCAAAUUUUAGUAGAUAUGAAAGUCCAAUAGACAUUGGCAAUCAAUUGAACAAUUUAUUUAUCAACAAUGGAACCGAAUCAACAACGACAGAAGAUGCGAGACAAAAACCAAUUCAAGAAUUAAUUGUAACCGAAGAGGCUUAUGUUCAUGAUUUAAGAAUUAUUAUCGACGUUUUCGAGAAGCCGUUACGACGGUCCAAUGUAAUUCCUGCUGAAUCGUUGAAUAAGAUUUUCCUUAAUUGGUCAUCUCUUCUUGAUUACAAUUCAAUCUUUCUGAAAUCACUGAUUGACCGCCGAGCUUAUUAUCUGCAAAACUGUGAUGGUAACAUUGAGAUGAUCGGUGAUAUAAUUGUUAAUCAUAUUCCUGGCAUGGUUGAUAUUUACAUCGGAUUCUGUAGUCACCAAUUAAAAGCCGCUAAAUUGUUGCAGAAAAUGUCGGAAACCGAUGAAGCUUUUCGAGAAGUGGCAAAAAAAUGUUCUAUGAACAAGAAAACAAAUGGCCUACCAUUAGGUGCUUAUCUACUCAAACCAAUGCAAAGAAUUACUAAAUAUCCUUUGGUGAUAAAGAAAAUUUUAUCCAAUACUCCGUCCGAUCAUCUUGACCGUGAAUCUUGUGAACGAGCUUACGAAUUGGCUCAGAGUUUAUGUGACUCUGUUAACGAAGCAUGUAGAUCUCAAGAGAACGAGGAGCGACUCGAUUGGAUUCAAGGUCACGUCAAAUGUGACGGCAUCGAUCAGAUCAUUCGUUUUAACUCAAUGACCAAAUUCAUGGGACCUCGAUUGAUACUUAAUUCGGGCUAUCUAAUCAAGGUGAACAGCGGCAAAGAGCUGGUCGCCUUUCUUUUCAAUGAUUUCUUAUUACUCACUGUCCCGGUCAAUCAAUCGAUUCGGUUCAAUAAUCUCUGGGCUUCGGACAAAGGACUAUCCAACUCGUACCGAAUGUACAAAAGGCCAAUACUUUUGAAUGACAUGGAAUUGGUUGAUGACAUUUCCUCGACACCCAAUGGUUUACGUUCAACUUCAUCGCCAAUAGUUUUAUCUUCAUCAUCAUUUCCAGUACUUUCUCUUGCAACCUCAUCUACAGCCACCAACACAUCUUCAUCUACUUUAUCUUCAGCAUCCUCAUCAUCUGAAAGUUUAACUUUCAUCUUGAAACUUAAAUCAUCUGAUCGCACAUACACUUUCAAAGCAACAUCUCACAAUGAUCGUAACAAUUGGAUUAGAAUCAUAAACUCAGCUAAACAUGAGUACAUUGAGAAACUUGGCCAACGGAAAAGUUACUUCGGUCCAAAUGAUUCUCCUGGAACUGGUAUCGGAAGGCUACUUGUAACUGUCCUCGAAGCAGUUCAAUUGUUCACUCGUAACGAGACCCUAAACAGUUACUGUCGGGUCAGUGUUGGUGACAAAUUUUCCGACCAAUCGUCCCAUCGACAAAUAUCCGAAACCAAAGUGGCCCGAUCAUGUUUUCCAAUGUCUAAUGAUAAGUUCAAUUCGCACGGAAACAAGUUGACACUUUUCACCGCCAAUUGGAAUUACUCAAUGCAAUUCAUCUUGAAAGAACCAUUAAGAAAUACUUGUCUCUCAAUCAGUUGUUUCGAUGAAGAUCCUUUCGCUCCUGAUUUACUCAUUGGACAAACUUCAAUUGCGCUCGAUGAUUUAGCCGAUGAAAUAAGCCGAACAUCAGCUCGACCCUUGACCAAAGCAUACAAAUUGAAAAGCAUCGAUAAAAUGAUCCAAGAAAAUCUUAAUCCGGUUGUUUAUCUCAAACUGGAUUUAUUACUUUUCUAAUUAUCUUAUAAUAAGGUUUCCAAAAGAACAAGUCAAUUGUAAUUACAAUUACAAUUUUCACCUUUACAAUCCAAUUAAUCAAAAACUCAAUUAUUUUCAAUCUAUUUAUUUGUCAAUGUAACAUUCUCAACGAUUUUUUAUUUAAUUAUUGUGACAUAUCUGUGCAAACUCAUACCAAUUAAACACAAUUAAAGUCUCAAACAUCUCAAUAAACCGCGAACCAUAA
Molecule: messenger RNA, 5345 nt
Organism: Panonychus citri (citrus red mite)
Lineage: Eukaryota; Metazoa; Arthropoda; Arachnida; Trombidiformes; Tetranychidae
Product: intersectin-1-like
Exons: 8
Coding region: 179-5119 (1646 amino acids)
Biological process (GO): clathrin-dependent synaptic vesicle endocytosis; endosomal transport
Cellular component (GO): presynaptic membrane; cytoplasm; intracellular vesicle
Molecular function (GO): protein binding; molecular adaptor activity; guanyl-nucleotide exchange factor activity
Source: RefSeq, a predicted model, not a curated record